AUGUCUUCCCAGGACGACACGUCUCGACAGGAUGCCGGUCGUCCAAUGGGGCCUGGGGCUGACCUUUAUGCUGUCUUGAAUUUGAACAGAGGCGCAAGUCAAACCGAAAUUAACGAGCGCCAUCGAGCGUUGUCGCUUCUCUUUCACCCUGAUAAACAGAGAGACCCCGAAAAGGCUGAUGUCGCGACGGAAGAGUUCUUGAAAGUUCAAAAGGCAUAUCAAGUGCUUUCUGAUCCUUUCUUGAGAGAGGUUUAUGAUGUUCUCGGCGAGCAAGGCCUUCGGAUACAAUGGCCACCGCACAUGCACUCAAGGACGAAAGAACAACUUCGUGAGGAACUCAAACGAAUACGAAGUGAAGCACCUCUGGAUGAAGACUUCUUCGACCAUGAGACACCUCCCAAGAACACGUUGUCUGUCACUCUCGAUGGCACGGGGGCGUCUGUGAACAAUGAAAGGUUCACAACUGCGUCUGUAUGGGAUAGAGUCAGAGGUGUUCGAAUUGUAGCUGAAGAGCUUAGUCAUUCAUUCUCAAAACGGAUCAACCAGAAGACGGCUGUCUCCUUCAAGACGCAAGGAAUGCUUCAAGGGAGGAGGCUGGGCGUGGUUCAAUACAUCGGAACCGUCCGCCACCAGUUCUCCCCAAGGUUUACAGGAAAGGCAGUCGCUGUCUACGGACAAAACCUUCUCACAAACCUUAACGGGCUGUAUCGCGACGAAUACAACACAGUCAAUUUCAACUGUGCUGUCUCUCCGUUGUCUCAAAGACUUAUCCCAACGUCCGACCUAACCUAUGCACGACGACUCUACAGUGGGUCUCCUCAAGUUGCGGAGAUAUCCCUGAAGCUUCGCCAACGCCCCUCCUUGUCCUUCAACUACGUCUCACCGCCUACCGUAAGCCAAGAACUCAUCGAAGCGAGCAGAAACGGACUACCUUCAACUUCUGGCCUGAGGUUUAUCCAUUUCGACAGGGCUGUUGGUCUGACAUUCAACGAUAUCAUCCCCAAAAUUUCGGUCGAUUUCGGUGCAACAAUCGCGGAACUUGCGACCCGACUCCAUGCGACGUUUGAACUGGGCUUCGACGGUCUUCAGAGCCAGCUUGGGGCACUAUGGAUGCCCAAGGAUGGUCGGGAAGCCCACGUAUUCACGGUGAUUAGUGGGAGAGGGAUCAUGUUGCAGGUCGACUUCACACUAUGGAGACAACAGUUCUCCGUGCCUGUCGUCAUUGCAGGAGACUAUGAUCCUGUAGUUGCCCUCUGGACGGCCGUGAUACCAUCGACAGCAGCAGCAUUGGGGUAUCAUUUCAUUAUCCGCCCGCGUCGGCGCGCACAACGCAUUGCGCAAAUCCGUGCGGCUCGGCUGGCUCUUGAAGAAGAUUCUGAUGCAAGAAAGAAGCGUAACGCCGUUGUUGAAUUGCUCAAAGACUCUGCCCGCAAGGUUAUGUCCUCAGAGACAGCGAGAGGAGGGCUGGUCAUCCAGAAUGCCGUUUAUGGUGUCAUUGAUACUGAAGACGGAGCUCAUGAAUUGGCCAUUGAUGUCACGGUACCACUUCAGGCGUUAGUUCGCAACUCUCAGCUUUAUAUUGCUGGAGAAGGUUCCAAGUCAAAUCUCCAGGGCUUCUCUGACCCAGCACCUUUCACACCGAAGUCAUUGCGCAUCCAUUACCUGUUCAAUGGUCGGCCCCAUUUCGCGGAGAUUCCUGAUUAUCUUCCCGUAGUGCUCCCCUUAUCCGAACAUACUACUGGAGCAUCCUAG
Molecule: messenger RNA, 1752 nt
Organism: Coprinopsis cinerea okayama7#130
Lineage: Eukaryota; Fungi; Basidiomycota; Agaricomycetes; Agaricales; Psathyrellaceae
Exons: 13
Coding region: 1-1752 (583 amino acids)
Biological process (GO): cristae formation
Source: RefSeq, a predicted model, not a curated record